AGCAGCUUGAGCUAGAAACAGAAGAACAACCUUACGCGUCUGCUGAGCUCUGCUUAGAACACUGUAAGAGGGAUUGUUACUGUAUUAUCUCUCUCGAGCAAUCGCUCUUUGGAAUCACGUCUUCCACUUUAAGCUAUGUUUAGUUUGCGGUGCAAAGGUAUUCUGAGAAUGGGAUGACUGUAAUGGGAUGGGUGUGAAGGUAAACGAGACAUUUUCAGUUUAACUUCAAAGUAUUAAGAUGACUGCAACAAGUGCUUCAUCCAGUGCAUCGACAACUAGCGGUCCAAAGGUUUCUUUAUUUGCUGCCAAGUCAGGGUUUGUUAUCCCAAAAAACAAACUUUCAGGUUCAUUGGUUCCUAUCUUCAAAGGAGGUAAAAAACCAGGUAGUAAUGAUGCUGUGAAUGGAGAAAGUACCAAUCAGGUCCAGAGGAAAACGAAAUGGGGUCCUGAUUUAACACAAGAUGCUGAUGUUAGAAGGGGGAGAGCCUUGGCUUACCAGACUCGAGUGGAUCAAAUUGUGCAACAGCUGAAAUCAGAAAUUUCAGAACCUGGGGGAGAUAGAGACUCACAUGAACCCAAUGAGCUUGAAGAUCUCAAAUCUUUAAGUCCACUAAUCCACAAUAAGAACUCUGAACUUUUGGAACUUGAAAAACAGGAAGCUAUAGGUGAGAUACUUAAGUUGAAUCCAACCUACAAGGUACCACCUGACUAUAAGCCUUUGCUAAAAGAGACCACAGUUCCUAUCCCUGUCAAGGAAUAUCCUGGAUAUAAUUUUAUUGGUCUAAUAUUUGGGCAUGGAAGCGAGACUCAGAGGCGAUUAGAAAAGGAAACUGGAGCCAAAAUACUAGUACAUGGUACCACAGCACAUACUGGAGAGAAGGUUGAAAUUUCUUCAUCUGAUGGCACUGAAACCCAGGUUGUGUAUGAAGAGUUGAGUGUUCUUGUAACAGCGGACACAUUUGAGAAAGUUGAUGCAGCUGUUGUCCUGAUUGAAUUGCUACUCGCCUCAGUAUCAGGAAAUUUAGCAGAUAAUGCAAAUGUUAGCCAAAACCAGGAGGCCUCUACUCCUUUCAUGGUCUCUACCCUUGUAAACCAGGGAGUUUUUCCACCUGUAACUCCUCAACAAGGUCAGUUCCAAUAUCAAAAUUCAUGGUUCCCUGCUGCCACACCUCAAGCUCAUGUACACCAGCCUUCAGGCUUAAUUUCCCCCCAGACUUCUUCAGCACCAAUUUUAAACAAUCCUGUACAUGUACAGUCAUCAUCUUUCAAUUCUCCAACCAUGCCUUCUUUAUUUGGGCCUCGGCCAGUGCAGGCCUUUUCAAAUCCAUAUCUACCUAGAAACUUUCCCAUGCCAGCUCCACAGCCUCAAUUUACUGGUAGCCUGCCCCAACCAAUAGGGUCGUCCUCUGUUGCAAGGCCAUUAUUACUUCAACCCCUGUCAAGCGGUCCAACAGGACCACCACCUGACAGGCCAUUAGGUCCUUCGGGGUUCUCUUCUGGGUGGCCUGGAGCUCCUUCAAGUGUUCCAGCAUCUUUAGGUUUAGGCAACAUGGGACAAACAACUCCUCCUAUGGUUCCUCCACCUGGUCCUAGGCAUGCUGUACCACAGCUAGGUUUUCCAUCCCCUGCAGCACCUCCAAAUGCAGCUUCUAUGAACCGUCCUACCACAGCCCCAACUUUUACUUCUGUUCCACGACCUCAAGUGGGACCUUCCUCUGCUCCUACCCCAAUCCAAUCUUCACUUGGUACGCCAUUGCCUAAUUCAUCAAUAACUCCGGUAUUUGGUUCUGCACCAAUUUCAUCACCUAUGAUGCCUGCAUCACAGGCAACUCUGCAGACAGGAGUUGUAGGAGCUUUUCCUGUAACUACCUCAAAUUUUGCUCCCAUAAGAUCACCCACAAUAACAAAUGCAAAGGUGCAGCAUUCAGGUACUGGUGAUUUUACUUUCCGACCUCAUCACCAGCAGAAUCCAGCUCCUCAAAUUGUUCCCAGCUUUAGCAGUCAUCACGCUACUCAGAAUGGCCCCCUUCAUAGACCCAUGAUGCAAACAAUAACACCUCAAGCACCACCUUUCCACAUGGAUGUCCCUAACUCAACCACUCAACCUGGCAGGCAUCUGUUUCCUAGACCACAGGUUGGCAACCAAUUGGGUCAAGUUCCCUUUGUUGGAAAUCCUACCGGUCACUCGCAUCACCCCAGACUUCCAGCAUUUUCAAAUGCAAGUCCAGUGGGACCACCGGUCAUACAGAUGGGAUCCCGGAACUUUAGCUCAACUCCCCACCUACCCAAUUUAACAGGUCCUUUACCUCCCAGACCAGGAAACCCCAUGCAACUUCAGCAAAAUUAUCCAGCUCCAAGAGCUCCUCGAGGACAAUCAAUUGCUCUGAAUCAGCAGCCUUUCAUCUCCUCGGCAUCUGCUAGACCAGCUUCAUUCCAGGGAGGGCAGCAGGUUUAUGAUCCAUUUUCUCCCACUUCUGUUUCAGCUGCGUCUCAACAGCAAGUAGGUAAUCUAGGAAAGGGGAGAAAGCCAGAGAACGAUCCCGAGUAUGAAGAUUUGAUGGCCUCGGUUGGAGUAAAAUAAGAUUUUCUCCUUGCAAUGAAUCGGUUUGUAGGAGCUGGAUUAACACACAAUUGUAAUGGUUUCUUAGAAAUUACUGUGACUUGCUUCUCUUCAAAAUUUAUCGUCGGAUAUGAGAAUCAUAAGAUGUUACAGAAUUUUACCUGAGAUUACUGAUUGUAUUCUAUUCCCCUAUUUUGAAAUAUGAAUAUAUGUCACAAAGUUGGUGGCC
Messenger RNA from Populus trichocarpa (black cottonwood), 2789 nucleotides. RefSeq lists its product as uncharacterized. Gene Ontology annotation, cellular component: nucleus. Gene Ontology annotation, molecular function: mRNA binding. Lineage: Eukaryota; Viridiplantae; Streptophyta; Magnoliopsida; Malpighiales; Salicaceae. The record is from RefSeq and is a predicted model, not a curated record. The transcript has 9 exons. The coding region runs from base 239 to 2581 and encodes 780 amino acids. Gene Ontology annotation, biological process: regulation of mRNA splicing, via spliceosome.